Messenger RNA from Papilio polytes (common Mormon), 1930 nucleotides. RefSeq names its product T-box-containing protein TBX6L-like (gene Doc1). Gene Ontology annotation, cellular component: nucleus. Gene Ontology annotation, biological process: regulation of transcription by RNA polymerase II; cell fate specification; heart development. Gene Ontology annotation, molecular function: DNA-binding transcription factor activity, RNA polymerase II-specific; RNA polymerase II cis-regulatory region sequence-specific DNA binding. The coding region runs from base 30 to 323 and encodes 97 amino acids. The transcript has 2 exons. The record is from RefSeq and is a predicted model, not a curated record. NCBI's taxonomy places the organism in Eukaryota, Metazoa, Arthropoda, Insecta, Lepidoptera, Papilionidae.
GUGCGGAGCCCCAGUCGCCACGUCGCCUCAUGCUGCACCCGGAUUCUCCCGCGCCCGGACAUCACUGGACGGCUAAUCCUAUCUCCUUUAGCAAGCUCAAGCUGACCAACAACACAAUGGACGCUCAGGGACAUAUGGUGCUGACGUCGAUGCAUAAAUACCGCCCUCGCGCGGUGGUCGUGCGAGCUCGUGACGCGGCCGCGCUGGCGUGGGGCGCGCCGCACGCCGCAUUCUCCUUCCCAGAGACUGAGUUCAUCGCUGUCACCGCCUAUCAGGUUUGUACCGAACUGACAUCACUUUUACGAAAGACGAAAGCAAUCUAACAUAUUUUAUGUCGAACAGCCUUAAAUUGUGUAUUAUAGUCUUAAUGGAAAGUAAAAAAGGAUUUUGUUUGUUUGAUAUAGACAGAGAACUCUCCCAAUUACUAAAGCAAUGAAACAAAAGAAACAACAUUUUCUUAGCAUCGAGUGAAAGUAUUGUAUCUUUUCUUAAUUGCUUGAUUAUAAUACAAGUCGUGUAAUUAAAGUACCAAAAAUCAACAGUUCCUUAUUUUUUCGUCUUAUUGCUUAGUAUCAAAUCUAAAUCAGUGGGAACUCCGGUACAAUACAGUCACACUUAUGAUGUUCCAAGAAAAUACCCUAGCAUUCUUAGAACGGGACGUGAUUUGCACUUAUGCGUACGGCAGAUUUUUUACACUAUACUACAGGCGCCAAAGCUUUUAUGGUGGAAGUCGGGCAAAAAAAAUAAAAAUAGCGGCGCCUAUCGGUCACUUGCAGUGCGUUAGAAAAACAAAGGCAGCUAAUUUAGCUUCUCUUCUAUACAAGGCGGUAUUGUUUCACUUGAUCUAACAUAGAUCCGUUACAAUUUAACAAUCACUUUGUAUUGUAUCGAUAACACGGCAUUCUUCACUGCACAAGAACCGUUACGCUUCUGAAGAUGCCACUACUGGUUCUUAUCUUCAAGUACUUUUGUUAAGUAAAAUUAGGGUGAAGUUCUUAAUAUUUCGAGUGAAACAUAAGUGCAGUGAAAGGUUUUCUAAUUGCAGUUACUAAUCUUGUUCUGGAAAAAAGUCUUUAUAUUUGCAACCUGAAAAGUAAUAUCAAGCACAUUCUAACUAAAGGACGCAUAAAAUGUGAUUUAUUAAAUAAGGUCACACGUUGUUAUCAUUGAUAUCAUUAUAUUAAAAAAUGUAAAGCAAAUUACGUGAUGCAUUUAAUAAGAUUUGUUAAAUCCAUACACACUUUUGUAUACUGAGGACACUCCCGCUGCGCUGCGUGUUGCACAGCGGCAAAGCACAAGGCGCGGUAUUGUCGCGCCUCGUCCUCGCGUCGUCGUCGGCGCUGCGGCUCCUUGCAUAAUCCACUGAGCGGUAAUUAGGUCGCGUCGGCUCCUUUGCGCGGCGGCUCCCUUCAUGUUGACUGCAGCGAGGCGCGAACACAUCUCGCUUCCAUUUACAUUAACAAUUACGGCGACCGGCCGCUUUGUGGGAUAAUCCGAGUCGUCCGAGUAACGGUACCGGCGGACAAUGCCGCACGGCGUAUCAUUGCGCAUUAUCCCUCGCCGGACUAUCGUUACAUGGUUUACCCAUUGUUGCGAAUUACCGACGAAUUAUAAACUUCCCUUUGCCACCGACCGCCUCUUUAUUAUAAAGCGUAACUAGGUGGCAUACAAGCACAAUGCCACGCAGCGGGACCCCUACUGUUUAUUUGUAAUGCCGUGUCCCUACUUACGUCAUCGUUUGUCAACACCACUCCGGACCUCUACAACUUUACGCCUGAUAUCGUAACUAAAUUUACUCAGGACCUAAUUACACAUUUCUAAAAGUCAAAGAAAAAACUGGCGACAGUCGCCAAUAUGUGAAACCGUACCGCAAAAACCAUAGCAGACUAAAGGUUUGUGGCAUGAUGUCACUCGCGGGCGACAGGGCGGG